AUGAUGAUGAUGAAGAGAGGAGACAUAGUGUGGGUCAGACUCCACGUGGCUCACAAAUGGCUUCCCGCAUUCGUUCUCUCUUCAGACAACCUCGGCGUCAAUGUCACCUUCUCCUUCCCCCCAAACGACGCCGUUUCCCCCUCCUACUUCCUCCACUCCCAGCUUCUCCCCUUCGAGGACGCUUUCCCCUCUGUCGCUUCGCGCCACCACCUCGUUGAUAUGCCGCUGCUUCACUCCGCGCUCCGCUUCUUGGGCCAGACGCUCGUUUCCGGGCUGCGCUGUCGCUGUCUGACUGACCGGGCCCAACGGCCUUUUAACGGGCUGGGCUCUUCUUCCGGGUUUGACCCGGCUGGGGUUUUGGGCUUUGUUUUGGACGCUGCCGUUUCGCCGUGGGUCGAAGUCCCCUGUUUUGCCCGUGCUGUUAGAGUCGUUGCUCAGGUUCACGCUUUUCGGAGCUAUUCUUCUAUCAAGCACAAGAAAUUGUACCAACAAACUAAAAUCGCAGGUGAUAAGGUGAAGCUGAUUUCAAGUUCAAUUUUGGGUCAGAAGAAGCAUUUAGUUACUCAAGAAUCUAUUUUUUUGGAACCCGUUGAAAAAUGUCAGAUCAUAUCCAUAAACGAAGAGUCAAACAAAGCUAUUGGUGCUGUAAAGAGAUUGAACUUAAUGGUUCCAGUUUGGGAAGGAAAUUCUGCACACUUGUUUAAGAAUAAACAACUGAUUAUUUCAGAGAGUUUUAUGGACUGUCCAUCUUUAGAUCCACUUUACAUGGUGCUAGAAAGCUUAAAAUCUUCAAGGCAGAGCCUUCUGGGAUUCAAAAACAUAUCAGACCUGGGCUUAGUUGAUUUUUGCUUUGUAAACUUUUCUACUAUGAGUAAAACUCACAUCUUAGUUCCUUCCGAUUUAAUGAUUCAUUUGAGAAACUAUAUUGAUCAAAGAGAAGACAAUGUCGUGGAGCUUUGCUGGAGAUUGCCUGACAAAGAAACCAUUGACCUUAACAGGAAAAGAAGGCGACUAGAUAAAUCAGCUUCAUAUCUUCAAAUUAGUGGAGUUGAAGAAAGUGAAAGGGAUGCAUAUAUUCCGAAACGUACCAGACCUAGGAUCUCACACAUUAAGAUGCUUGAACCAGAAGGAAGUAUCCAGAAAGAUAAUCAGGCCUCAACAUACGUUUGUGAAACUAGUAUGAACUUCACUGACAAGGUUCAGAAAGUGUAUUCGAAAAGAAGUCAAAACUGUGAAUCGUUGUCUAACUCAGUGUUUGUCUUCCAUUCUGAUAAGGUUGAUGCUAGUGCAGCAAAAAUUGAAGGUAUGUUAGGAUCUGACUCAUCUGUUUACCAAGAAAGUCUGCAAAUGAUUUGCAGUAGUGUUGCAACAACUCCCAGGUCAAAGAAGUCUACAAGAACGGAAUUAUUAUCAGAGGGUUGUUUGGUGGAGCGUAAGGAUCGCAUUCAAGGUGUUGCUUCUUGUUCGAUAUUCAAUUCAAAAGUUGAACAGUUAUCAGGAACGCAUGUCCCCGCUUCUAAAUCUCUUUACAUGAAGUUCCCGAAGAAUUUCUACCUUCCGUCCAAUGAAAAGCUAGUAAAGAAGUUUAGUGUAUUUGGCUCAGUAGAUUCCUCCAGAACAAGAGUGUUUUGCUACGCUGGCUCGGCUCAGGUGGUUUUUCUACAAGAAGCUGAUGCAGUUGUUGCAUAUAAGUAUGCCAAAAGGAAGGCACUGUUUGGUAAGGCUCCAGUCCACUUUUGGCUUGACCCUUCUGAGCAUAAAAGAAGAGGAUUCAGGUGUUCUCCUCACGUGCCCCCAUCAGCUAGUAAACCAACAGGACCACCACUGAAAUCAUGUCUGAAAAAUUCCAAUACCUCGACAAAGGAACACAGAAAGAAAAAACGCAGAGUAAGAUUCACAAUUGAAACUUAG
Messenger RNA from Sphenostylis stenocarpa, 1911 nucleotides. Lineage: Eukaryota; Viridiplantae; Streptophyta; Magnoliopsida; Fabales; Fabaceae. The record is from the annotation of a GenBank genome assembly.